This is a messenger RNA of Mauremys reevesii (Reeves's turtle), 3556 nucleotides long. RefSeq names its product insulin like growth factor 2 mRNA binding protein 2 (gene IGF2BP2). Gene Ontology annotation, biological process: regulation of gene expression; nervous system development. Bases 93 to 1895 code for a protein of 600 amino acids. The record is from RefSeq and is a predicted model, not a curated record. Gene Ontology annotation, cellular component: nucleus; cytosol; cytoplasm. Gene Ontology annotation, molecular function: mRNA 3'-UTR binding. NCBI's taxonomy places the organism in Eukaryota, Metazoa, Chordata, Testudines, Geoemydidae. The transcript has 16 exons.
GGCUCCGGCGGGCGGGCGGGUGGCGCAGCGCGGUGCCCGGGUCUGUGCCGGCGGCGGGCAGGAGGGGCCGCGGGCUCCCCGCGAAGAGGCGGAUGAUGAACAAGCUCUACAUCGGGAACCUGAGCCCCGCCGCCACCGCCGACGAGCUCCGGCAGCUCUUCGGGGACAGGAAGCUGCCCCUGGCCGGCCAGGUCCUGCUCAAGUCCGGCUACGCCUUCGUGGAUUACCCGGACCAGAACUGGGCCAUCCGGGCCAUUGAGACCCUCUCGGGUAAAGUGGAGCUGCAUGGCAAAGUCAUGGAGGUGGAUUACUCGGUCCCUAAAAAGCUAAGGAGCAGGAAGAUUCAGAUCCGGAACAUCCCCCCUCACCUACAGUGGGAGGUGCUAGAUGGACUUUUAGCUCAGUAUGGGACAGUAGAGAAUGUGGAACAAGUCAACACAGACACAGAAACGGCUGUUGUCAACGUAACUUAUGCAACAAAAGAAGAAGCAAAAGUAGCAAUUGAGAAGCUCAGUGGCCACCAGUUUGAGAAUUAUUCCUUCAAGAUUUCCUACAUCCCGGAUGAAGAGGUGAGCUCCCCUCCGCCCUCUCAGCGGUCCCGCCGGGGGGGCCGUGCCUCCAGGGAGCGGGGCUCCUCCCCGGGGGGCUCCUCACAGCCCAAACAGCUCGAUUUCCCACUGCGGAUCCUGGUCCCCACGCAGUUUGUUGGUGCGAUCAUAGGAAAGGAGGGCUUGACCAUAAAGAACCUCACUAAGCAAACCCAGUCCAAGGUAGACAUCCAUCGGAAGGAGAAUGCCGGUGCUGCUGAGAAGCCAAUCACCAUCCACGCCAGCCCCGAAGGGUGCUCUGAAGCAUGCCGCAUGAUCCUCGAUAUCAUGCAGAAAGAAGCGGACGAGACUAAAUCCACCGAAGAGGUUCCCUUGAAAAUCUUAGCACACAACAGUCUGGUUGGGAGACUUAUCGGCAAAGAGGGACGAAACCUGAAGAAAAUUGAGCAAGACACAGGGACCAAGAUCACCAUCUCUCCUUUACAGGAUUUAACCAUUUAUAACCCUGAACGGACCAUCACGGUGAAGGGCAGCAUCGAGGCCUGCUCCAAUGCCGAAGUGGAGAUCAUGAAGAAGUUGCGAGAGGCCUAUGAGAAUGACAUUGUCGCCGUCAACCAACAAGCCAACCUGAUCCCAGGGCUGAACCUCAGUGCACUGGGGAUCUUCUCCACGGGGCUGUCCAUGCUGCCCUCUGCAGCGGGGGCCCGCGGAGCUGCUGCAGCUGCCUCCUACAACCCCUUUGCGAGCCCCUCAGCAUACCUCUCGGGUCUGUACGGAGCCUCCCCCAUUGGCGCCUUCCCACAGCAGCACUCUUUGCCGGCCCAGGAGGUUGUGAAUUUAUUCAUCCCGACGCAGGCAGUGGGUGCCAUCAUUGGGAAGAAAGGCCAACACAUUAAACAGCUGGCGAGAUUCGCUGGCGCCUCUAUCAAGAUUGCACCAGCAGAGGGUCCAGAUGCCAGCGAGAGGAUGGUCAUCAUCACCGGGCCCCCGGAAGCCCAGUUUAAGGCCCAGGGCCGGAUAUUUGGCAAACUGAAGGAAGAAAACUUCUUUAAUCCCAAAGAAGAAGUGAAGCUUGAAGCCCACAUCAAGGUGCCUUCCUCUGCAGCUGGACGCGUGAUAGGCAAAGGUGGCAAAACGGUGAACGAACUGCAGAACUUAACCAGUGCAGAAGUCAUUGUCCCCCGUGACCAAACUCCUGAUGAGAAUGAGGAAGUUGUCGUUAAAAUCAUCGGGCAUUUCUUUGCCAGUCAGACUGCACAGCGCAAGAUCAGGGAAAUCGUACAGCAGGUGAAGCAGCAGGAGCAGAAACAUGUUCAGGGAGCCCCUUCCCUACAGCGCAGCAAGUGAGGCUCCGACACGCCAGCCAGCAACAACCGAUGAAUGUAGCCCUUCCAAUACCUGCCAGAGCGCCAGAUCGGGGAGCCAACCAAAGACCCUCCUGAGGCAUAAAUGUCUGCCCGCGGCUGGGCUGCGCAGAGGACUCACAGUGGGGAGGGGGAGGGGGAGGGUUCCAACCCACUCACACUGAUGCUACCACACAGCAGGGGCUUUGCAGACUCUUCCAGGCCACAGCCUCCACGUUCCUCUAUUUACUAGCACGACGCUAUCCCUUUAGUUGGACUAACAUAGGCGGAGAUGGGGCAAACCACCCCCUGACAGCUCUUUAGGACCCACUCUUUGUGCAUGUGUGCACAUACUAGAUGAGAAGAAUUUUACAGUGCAUGGGCUGCAGUGCGAGGUGGCGCUUGCAGCAUUAAUAUAUUUUAGAAUUAAUAUAUCUAACGAAACUAACCGAUUUUUCUUUUUGGGGGGGGAAAAAGUAAUUUUUUUUAUUUUUUACUUGUUUUUUGGGGCUUUUGUUUGACGAAAAAGCAGGCUUUUUUAGACAUCUAAGGAAAGAAACGAGUCCACUUGGAUAUCUAAUAUACAAUAGACUGAAGAUACUGCCAGCAGCAAAAUUAAAAGAGGGUAAAAAGUGGCAAUUUCCGUAAAGGCUUUAGGAAGAGCAGCGUUUGGAUUGUCUGUGCCAACACAAGGGAUACCGUCUCUUAGAAGAGGAAUCUCUCUAUAUAUUUCUGUCCAGCUCACAUACCUGUUUCUCUUUGCUUCACAGAUUCCACACUGGUUUUUGCAUCCUGUCCUAUUCCCUCCCUCUCACUUUCUCUCUUUCUCUCUCUCUCCACCACCACAUCAGCCGUGCUCUAAGUAACACACCACCGAAAACAAACACAAGAAACACCCAGCCACAACUUCCACUUUGGUUAUCACCCAACCCAGCCACCAUGGUACUUGUACUAGCAUUUUUGCAAAAAAAGAAAGAAAGAAAAAACAAGAACCCUCGGCGCCCCCAGCGACGCAGAAGCUUCAGCCCUUGCGAGGGGAGGACACUGCAUCAGGAUUGGGGGAAGGGGCUUCUUUCUUUCUUUUUGUUUUUUAAAUGGGGGGGAGGGGAGACAAAAAUAAUUUACAAGAUGUUGUUGGCCCAGGGCAUGGAAAUUGCAAUUUUUUUUUCUUUUUAAAGAAGAGAAAAAAAAAAACUACCUCAGGUGUUUUCGUACCUCAGCACCUUGCCCUCGUGUUUCCCUUUUAGAGAUUUUGUAUGCCUUGUAAAACUGAUAGUUGGAGCAUUUUUUUAUUUUUUUAAUAAAAAUGAGUUGGAAAAAAAUCUAGACCAAGUCAGCUGCCCAGCGGGAGAAGGUGCCGUCCCGCGUGUGCAACGACAGCUCUGUAUUAUCUUUCUGCUAGCUGAGAGCCGAUGGCCUUUCCUUUGGAGAAACCUUGAAGAUGUUCUUAGAAACAAACUGACAAAAAGACAACCCGAGAGAGAAAGGAUUGAAGAAGAACUCCUGAGUUUUGAUAGGGCACACGCCAUUAGAGUUUUCUACGCUAAAGGAUGACCAUGUACUGGUUUACGUGAACAUACCAUUGUACCAACAGACUGCAAUGCCAGUUUUCUCUACUGCAAACAGUGUUCUGUGAAAAAAAAGAAAUAUAUCCAGCUAACAAGA